GUUUCAUCGGAACUAACACUUCCUUAUAAUAAAUAUAUUGUUUAAAGGAUUGAGAAUAAAGGACUAACAAGAAAUUUGAAAACAGCAACAUAAAUAUGACAUAAAAAGAUAAUGGCAGUAUUUUUCCUACUGCUAAUGGUGUGUGUUUCUACGAGCGGAACUGUGUCCCGUGGAAAACGAGGUUUUCAAGACAACCCACCAGGAAUAACUGAUAAUCCAAUUACUGACCUGCCAUCUACCGGCGGGGACCAAAUUACACCAUCGAGCACCGUGGUAGAAGAUGACGUCACGGCGAAACCAUGCAGCAGUGACGUCACAUGUAUCGAGUGUAAUACAGUCCUGCCAUCGUACGCAGACGACCUGAAGUUCGUGCACGCGUCUGCUUAUCUUCUCCCGCCAUUUGGGGAAGAACUACCGGACGAAUAUAAGCAAAAUGGCUGGACGUACUUUUAUGAGAGAUAUUACCAUAUGCGACCGGAAUUUAUAGAAAACUGGUUUAAGACAGAUAUACCGUUGUUAAGUUCUUCGAUUAUCAAAACACAGUUUACGGAUUCAGUAACAUCUUCUACAUAUUCAGAUAUAUUCUCUUCUUAUACAGAGAGCUUAUCGACAUCGUUGUAUGAAUUUUCAACAUCAUUUGACUCUGUAACAUCAACAAUGUCAGUACCGGCUUCCACAGCAAAUACUCCAUCAUUGGAACCGACUUCUACGGCAAGCACCCAGUAUUCAAUACCGAUGACAACAGCAACUCGUACAGGUACACUGUCCUCGGUAUCGAUUUCAACAGCAUCAUUUACAGGUACCUUGUCUUCGAUACCGACGUCUACCAAAGGUACUCCGUCUUCAGCUGGGACUUCAACAGCGACCUACACAGGUACUCAGAUUUCGGGACUGACCCCUACACCCAGUACUCCGUCUUCAGUACCGACUUCUACAGCGGCCUACACAGGUACUCAGACUUCGGGACUGACCCCUAUACCGAGUACUCCGUCUUCAAUACCUACUUCAACAGCGACGUUAACUGGUACUCAGCCUUCGGGACUGACCCCUACACCAAGUACUCCGUCUUCAACUUCCACUUCAACAGCGGCAUACACAGGUACUCAGCCUUCGGGACUGACCCCUACACCAAGUACUCCGUCUUCAACUUCCACUUCAACAGCGGCCUACACAGGUACUCAGCCUUCGGGACUGACCCCUACACCAAGUACUCCGUCUUCAACUUCCACUUCAACAGCGGCAAACACAGGUACUCAGCCUUCGGGACUGACCCCUACUCCAAGUACUCCGUCUUCAACUUCCACUUCAACAGCGGCCUACACAAGUACUCAGCCUUCGGGACUGACCCCUACACCAAGUACUCCGUCUUCAACUUCCACUUCAACAGCGGCAAACACAGGUACUCAGCCUUCGGGACUGACCCCUACACCAAGUACUCCGUCUUCAACUUCCACUUCAACAGCGGCAUACACAGGUACUCAGCCUUCGGGACUGACCCCUACACCAAGUACUCCGUCUUCAACUUCCACUUCAACAGCGGCCUACACAGGUACUCAGCCUUCGGGACUGACCCCUACACCAAGUACUCCGUCUUCAACUUCCACUUCAACAGCGGCAAACACAGGUACUCAGCCUUCGGAACUGACCCCUACACCAAGUACUCCGUCUUCAACUUCCACUUCAACAGCGGCAUACACAGGUACUCAGCCUUCGGGACUGUCCCCUACACCAAGUACUCCGUCUUCAACUUCCACUUCAACAGCGGCCUACACAGGCACUCAGCCUUCGGGACUGACACCUACACCAAGUACUCCGUCUUCAACUUCCACUUCAACAGCGAAAUACACAGGUACUCAGCCUUCGGAACUGACCCCUACACCAAAUACUCCGUCUUCAACUUCCACUUCAACAGCGGCAUACACAGGUAUCCAGUCUUCGGGAUUGACCCCUACACCAAGUACCCCGUCUUCAACUUCCACUUCAACAGCGGCCUACACAGGUACUCAGCCUUCGGGACUGUCCCCUACACCAAGUACCCCGUCUUCAACUUCCACUUCAACAGCGGCCUACACAGGUACUCAGCCUUCGGGACUGACCCCUACACCAAGUACCCCGUCUUCAACUCCGACUUCAACAGCGACAUACACUGGUACUCAGUCUAUGGGACCGACCCCUACACUCAGUUCUCCGUCUUCAGUACCGACUCCAACAGCGACGUAUACUGGUACUCAGUCUUCGGGACCGACCCCUACACCCAGUACUCCGUCUUCAAUACCCACUUCAACAGCGGCCUACACAGGUACUCAGUCUUCGGGAUUGACCCCUACACCAAGUACCCCGUCUUCAACUCAGACUUCAACAGCGACAUACACUGGUACUCAGUCUACGGGACCGAACCCUACAUCAAGUACCCCGUCUUCAACAGCGGCCUACACAGGUACUCAGUCUACGGGACUUACCCCUACAUCAAGUACCCCGUCUUCAACAGCGGCCUACACAGGUACUCAGUCUUCGGGAUUGACUCCUACACCAAGUACCCCGUCUUCAACUCAGACUUCAACAGCGGCGUAUACUGGUACUCAGUCUACAGGACCGACCCCUACAUCAAGUACCCCGUCUUCAACAGCGGCCUACACAGGUACUCAGUCUACGGGACUUACCCCUACAUCAAGUACCCCGUCUUCAACAGCGGCCUACACUGGUACUCAGUCUACGGGACUUACCUCUACAUCAAGUACCCCGUCUUCAACAGCGGCCUACACAGGUACUCAGUCUACGGGACUUACCUCUACAUCAAGUACCCCGUCUUCAACUCAGACUUCAACAGCGACGUAUACUGGUACACAGUCUAUGGGACCGACCCCUACAUCAAGUACCCCGUCUUCAACAGCGGUCUACACAGGUACUCAGUCUACGGGACUAACCCCUACAUCAAGUACCCCGUCUUCAACUCAGACUUCAACAGCGACGUAUACUGGUACACAGUCUAUGGGACCGACCCCUACAUCAAGUACCCCGUCUUCAAUUCAGACUACAACAACGACGUACACUGGUACUCAUUCUUCGGGACUGACCUCUACAGAAGGGUAUUCAGGUAUAUCUUCUACGGUACUUACUUCUUCAGCAAUGAUAACAGGUACCCCAUCUUCCCAAGUUACAGUUUCAUUAAGUUCAGAACGUACCACGGACCACACACGAGAUACAACAACAAUUGGUACUGAUUUGACUACAGAAAGGUCAGACAGUACUACAACCGGGUUAACAAAUACGGUCACAUCCGGUACGGAAACUACCACGGAUAGACCGAGCACUACCGGUACGGGAACUUCCACGGACAAUCCGAGCACUACCGGUACGGGACCUACAACAGACAAGCCGAACACAGCCGAUACGACGCCUAGAACCGUGCAGCCUGUAACAACAGGAGCUGAAGGCGCGGAUCCACAAACGGGUGAAGAUAGCGGUAACAACAUCCCCAUAAUCGCCGGUGGGGCUGCAGCGGGAGUCGUCGUGGCCGGGCUUAUCACCGCUGCCAUAAUAUUCAAGCUUAAAUCUGUUUCCGCCGUUGCCUCUGUUCCGGGAGCGGCCGGAUACUCUGCCCCGGGAGUUCCUGGCCAGUCGCCAUACAGCGGCGGAUCUGGCGGUGGUCAAGGUGGCGGCGGUGGACAGGGCGCCCAGAGUCGAGGCGUUAGCGACGGACCUUCGAGGUCAAGGGUUAAACUUCCGCCAAUGCAGAAUGCACCACAGCCGACACCGCUAAAUAAUGGGCUAUGGCUUGGCAACGAUCCGGCUCUACCCUCCAUAAACAAUCAAUUCCCAACACCCGACGGCACUGGUGUGCCGGGCAUGGCGUCUUAUUCGACAGGAGGGGUCCCAGGAGCGCCGAACUUCCAGCCUUCCGGUCCAGGCUACGGAAUCACUGACUCAAGCCAACUUGGUUCAUUAAAUGGUCAUCUUCCAGGAGCAGACGGCUCUGUGCCCGGGAUGGCAUCGUACACGCCUGGCGGUGUUCCAGGUUCAUCAGGAUUUUCUCCUUCUGGUCCAGGGUAUGGUAUAACGUGUAACAGCCAAAUAGCGACGCUUAACGGCGGUUUCCCUGGCGCGGAUGGUUCAGGAGUUCCCGGAAUGGCGUCAUACGCUCCGGGUGGCGUCCCGGGGGCUUCUGGCUUCUCACCGUCCGGACCAGGAUACGGAAUAACCGACAGCAGCCAAUUAGGGUCUCUUUCGGGACAGGUCUCCGGGGGAAACCCCGGCGCUCCGGGAUCCGCAGGCUACUCCGCCGGUAAUGUUCCUGGACCUGCAAAUUUCCAGCCAUCGGGUCCCGGAUACGAAAUUACCGACGGCAGCCAACUGCGGUCCUUAAACAACCAACUUCCGUUCAGUAAUCGUCCUGGUGUUCCCGGCUCGGGUGCCGGUUAUACGGCCGCUAACAUUCCAGGCCCAGCCUCGUAUUGAGAUCGAGAUAAACCACUGAUCUUUUUUUCACGGAAUAUCAUGUGUAACUGUCAUUACUGUCAUUCUAAAAUGUGUACUUUUGAGUUUGUGUUUUCGAGUCUUUGGUGUCCAAGCGACGACAUAUUCAUUAUUAUUUGGUAGCCUUAAAAAUAUUCUUCAUUUCCACAACUUUAAUACCAUGUUCAUAAGGGUUUUCAUAUUGUGUUUAUAUAAAAAUGCGAUUGAUUUAUUUAUGAAAAUGCCUCAACACUUAAUUAAUGUGUUUAACAUAAUUACUGUGACGUUAUCAAUAUCAGUUUUGUAAAUACCGGUGGAGUGUUUCGGUCUGAUCAAAAGUGAUUCAAAAUGUUUAUUGAUCGACCAAUAUUUAUCCAACGAAAUCAGCUGAAAGAUAACCUGUAGCAUCUUAACCAAAGUUUACAUACAAUUGGCUGCCGAAUUCCAUGUAUUUUUUAAUACAACUAUUACAUAUCUUAGUGACAUGUUUCGUUAACUGUUAUUUUUGUUUCCUCUUGUAUUGCGACUGUUUGCACGAGGGUUGUCCGGCAAGCUUGUACACAAUGUUACAGCAUGUGAACAAGUAUUCACCUCUUCUCAUUUUGAAAUAAACAAAAACAACUGUCCUUUUUAACAAAAUAACUACUAAAUGUGUGCCAAAUAAUAUUCGUGCGAUUUUUAUUUUUAAUUUAGAAAUGAAAACUAAAAUUUGUUCAGUUUUGGUAAUAAGUAUUUAGGACAACCCUUAAAAUAUGUGUACGUCAAUGUUGUUGGUUUCAUUCAUAUUUUUAUUUUUUAUUUUUGUACGAUUGUUUUUUUUUAUUUUUUUAUUUUGAAAUUGAAUCCUAAGAUUCAGUUUUGUUUCGAAAAGUAUUUAGGACAGCCCUCAAACAUAUUUGUACAUUACAUGUUGUUAGUUUAAUUCUUAUUCUUUGAACGCUGGUCGAUUAUAUGCACGUCAUUUAUCUGUUGACUUUGAAAUAAAAUUCGUUCAUAAUG
Molecule: messenger RNA, 5451 nt
Organism: Mya arenaria
Lineage: Eukaryota; Metazoa; Mollusca; Bivalvia; Myida; Myidae
Product: mucin-2-like
Exons: 5
Coding region: 112-4455 (1447 amino acids)
Source: RefSeq, a predicted model, not a curated record